Nomascus leucogenys (northern white-cheeked gibbon) is the source of this 1240-nucleotide messenger RNA. It is a transcript of the gene ART5, whose product is annotated as ADP-ribosyltransferase 5. Gene Ontology annotation, molecular function: NAD+ poly-ADP-ribosyltransferase activity; NAD+-protein-arginine ADP-ribosyltransferase activity. NCBI's taxonomy places the organism in Eukaryota, Metazoa, Chordata, Mammalia, Primates, Hylobatidae. The record is from RefSeq and is a predicted model, not a curated record.
CUAAUGCUGGACCCGGGUUCCUGUGCGCCGGGAGACAGGGUACAGAUCUGCCUUGAGCCCCUCGAAACCAGGACUACGGCACCUCUGGUCCUGCUCUCACCCGGACCCCUGACCCUCACGUCUCCUCCAGGGAUGGCGCUGGCGGCUUUGAUGAUCGCCCUCGAUUGCCUCGGCCUCCACACCUGGCAGGCCCAGGCUGUUCCCAUCCUGCCCCUGGGCCUGGCUCCAGACACCUUUGACGAUGCCUAUAUGGGUUGUGCAGAGGAGAUGGAGGAGAAGGCAGCCCCCCUGCUAAAGGAGGAAAUGGCCCACCAUGCCCUGCUGCGGGAAUCCUGGGAGGCAGCCCAGGAGGCCUGGGAGGACAGGCGUCGAGGGCUCACCUUGCCCCCUGGCUUCAAAGCCCAGAAUGGAAUAGCCAUUAUGGUCUACACCAACUCAUCGAAUACCUUGUACUGGGAGUUGAAUCAGGCUGUGCGGACGGGCGGAGGCUCCCGGGAGUUCUACAUGAGGCACUUUCCCUUCAAGGCCCUGCAUUUCUACCUGAUCCGGGCCCUGCAGCUGCUGCGAGGCAGUGGGGGCUGCAGCAGGGGACCUGGGGAGGUGGUGUUCCGAGGUGUGGGCAGCCUUCGCUUUGAACCCAAGAGGCUGGGGGACCCUGUCCGCUUAGGCCAGUUUGCCUCCAGCUCCCUGGAUAAGGCAGUGGCCCACAGAUUUGGUAAUGCCACCCUCUUCUCUCUAACGACUUGCUUUGGGGCCCCUAUACAGGCCUUCUCUGUCUUUCCCAAGGAGCGCGAGGUGCUGAUUCCUCCCCAUGAAGUCUUUUUGGUUACCACAUUCUCUCAGGAUGGAGCCCAGAGCCUGGUGACUCUCUGGAGCUAUAAUCAGACCUGUAGCCACUUUAACUGCGCCUAUCUGGGUGGGGAGAAGAGGCGGGGCUGUGUGUCUGCGCCAGGAGCCCUGGGAACGGGUGACCUUUAUAUGAAGAAGAGGCGCCUCCAGCAGCCUUGAGAAGCAAGAACAUGGUUCGGGACCCAGCCCUAGCAGCCUUCUCCCCAACCAGGAUGUUGGCCUGGGAAGGCCACAGCAGGGCUGAGGGAACUCUGCUAUGUGGUGGGGACUUCCUAGGACAAGCAAGGGAAGUACUGAGGCAGCCACUUGAUUGAACGGUGUUGCAGUGUGGAGACAUGGAAUUUUAUUGAGGUAGCCACGUGAUUAAAUGGUAUUGCAGUGUGGAGACAUG